CCAGACUCGAGUUUACAGAAUUGUGGCUAGCUUGCGAACGUUGCUAAUAUAUACCGCCUCAGUUUUGAACAAAUGUUACAAUGUGAGCUGUUACACCAUUGUUGACGUGUCUUCGCCGUAAUCCAUUCACAGAUCGUUAGUUUGUGCCUUGACCGCUUGUAAUAAGCUGUUGAAGCUAGGCAGCCUACUGAUGCUCUGCAGUUACCUAACCGGUCAUGUAGCCGAAUAGGUGAAAAACAAACCGUUGCCACUCUAGUUAUGACUACCUGAAGGAUGUGACGGCUGAAAAAACAGUGUUGACAUCAUGGUUCAUUAAGCACAAGAAUGGGCUGCUGUAGUGCUCUUCAGAUGGUGAGAGGUCUUGUCCACACCAGAGAGGAAAUCUACACGGUCUUGUAAAGACACUGUCCUAUUCACCUGGAACUGACGGCUUGAAAGAGACGAGGGGAUGUGUUGGAGGAGGAACUUCAGAGCCAUUCUCUCUCUGUGUCAGGCCUGAUGACCCCUAGCUCUGCUGCUGCUAUGGCCUCUGGCAUCGACAUGCCCAGGAAACGCAAGGGCAGCAUGGACAACCAGGAAACUAAAUCCGCAAUGCAUGUGGAUGAAGACACGGAGGACGACCAGGACAGGUCGGAGGGUGAUGACCAGCAUGUGAAGAUCAAGUGUUUCAGGGAGCCACACAGUCAGAUUGAGAAGCGUCGGAGGGACAAAAUGAACAACCUGAUAGACGAGCUGUCAGGCAUGAUCCCCUCCUGCAACCCCAUGGCACGCAAGCUGGACAAGCUGACCGUGCUGCGCCUGGCGGUCCAGCACCUCAAGUCUCUCAAAGGUACCACUAGUUCCUUUGCGGAAGCCAAUUACAAGCCUUCAUUCCUGCCUGAUGAUGAACUCAAGCACCUUGUUCUCAGGGCUGCUGAUGGCUUCCUCUUCGUGGUCGGCUGUGACCGUGGAAAAAUAGUCUUUGUUUCCGAGUCUGUUUCAAAGACACUGAAUUACAGUCGGGCGGAGUUGAUUGGACAGAGUCUGUUUGACUACAUUCACCCAAAGGACAUUGGGAAGGUGAAGGAGCAGCUGUCCGCCUCUGAGCUGUACCCCCGCGAGAGACUCAUCGAUGCCAAAACUGGGCUGCAGGUGCAGGCAGACUUGCCUGUGGGGGCGGCUCGCUUCUGCUCAGGGGCGCGUCGCUCCUUCUUCUGCAGGAUGAAGUACAACCGCAUCACGGUCAAGGUGGAGGAGAAGGACUUCCCCUCCGGCUCCUCCAAAAAGAAAGAAUCCCAGAGAUACUGCACCGUCCACUGCACGGGCUACAUGCGCACGUGGCCCAUGAGUCAGCUGGACUCGGCAGAGGAGGCGGAGGGCGACAAGGAGAGCUCCCAUUUCAGCUGCCUGGUGGCGGUGGGCCGCGUGCACCCCCACUCCACGCCGCAGCUCAACGGCGAGAUCAAGGUCAAGCCCACCGAGUUCAUCACGCGCUGUGCCAUGGACGGGAAGUUCACCUAUGUGGAUCAACGAGCUACCACCGUUCUGGGCUAUCUUCCUCAGGAGCUACUGGGAACGUCAUGCUAUGAGUACUUCCAUCAAGAUGACCUGCCCCACUUGGCAGAGAGGCAUCGAAAAGUUCUAAGGACUAAAGAGAAAAUUGAGACAAAUUGCUACAAAUUCAAAACAAAAUACGGCUCUUUUGUCACCUUGCAAAGUCAGUGGUUUAGUUUUAUAAAUCCCUGGACCAAAGAAGUAGAGUACAUCGUAUCUACAAAUACUGUCAUAUCUGGUAAGAGCAGUGCCAGUGGGUCAGGGGACAAGUCUGGACAGCCAAGUAACUCCAGGACCUCUGAGGAUGACUCUAAGAAGACCCUGCCCAUCAUCCCAGGCAUCUCCACAACCCCAGGGACCAUGAUCUAUGCCGGGAGCAUCGGGACCCAAAUCGCCAACGAGCUGCUAGACUUCAACAGGAUGAACUCCUCGCCAUCCAGUGGGAAUGCAAGCCCUUUCAGUUUGCUGCAGGACAAAUCCCCACUUGCCAGUGGUCAAGCCAACAGCAACGUGCAAAAUGGGGAGGUGGCAGACAUGGAGAUAGCAGGCAAGUCCAGCACUGAGGACGAAACGAGAAAUGCCCCGUUUAGUGGUGGCGACUCUCUCAUGGAGGGGAACUCCCAGCUGGACCUGGAUGGGGUCGGCGUGGCGGGCCUCGGGAACCUGAGCAGCGACGAGGCGGCCAUGGCGGUCAUCAUGAGCCUGCUGGAGACGGACGCCAACCUGGGCGAGGCCAUGGACUUUGACGACAUGCACUGGUCCCUGUGACGUCCUGCCACCAGGCUCCGUUUUUCAAAAAACAAUUGUUCUUUUUCACUUUUUAAGGAAAGACUCCCCAUCUACACAAAGCAUCAGGUGUCCCCCUGAAUAUUCUUUAUUUGUUGUCGUUUUUUUUUAACAUAUAUAUAUAUAUAUAUAUAUAUAUAUAUAUAUAUAUAUAUGUGUGUGUGUGUAUGUGUAUACAUAUACACACUCAUAAUUUAUUGGGUUUUUAAUUUCCCCUCUGGAUAAACUGUCCCACUGUGGUGACCAGAGACUGAAGCCCAGUGAUACCCCACCCACCCCAUGGCUCUGGUGGUAGUCCUGCUUCUGGGACACAGAGUGGUGAUGAACUUGUUACCGCUUGGACUUCCUGUCUGGAUCAGGAGGCAUGGGUCAUAAGGCAGUGCCUGAUGGGAUACUGGAGGACCUUACGCUACCCGCCUUUACCAGACUGUUUAGCAGUACUCUCUGCUUGAUGUCAGAGGUCGUUCAGCUGGUUCCUAAAGAGACAUGGAGUUUUGGUUUUCCUCUGGCAAGAGGAGUAGUCUACACUUGAAGCAUGGAUGUGAUCAAGCAAAAAAUUGAUCAAAUUUGAUCAGGGACAGCAAGGGAAUAUUGUGUGUUUAUUGCAACUUAAAGUGCAAGGGGCAACCGUGUGUGUGUGUGUGUGUGUGUGUGUGUGUGUGUGUGUGUGUGUGUGUGUGUCUUGUAAUGGCAGGGUUUAUGGCCAUAGAGAUUGGAGCAAUUGCAUUCAUUUCUGUCAUCACUUAUUUGAACCAUACAGGAUCUGUUCCCAUUUUAUUAAGGAAAAUUUAUUUAAAAAAAAAUCCCCAUGAUUUAUCAACGCUGUGAUUUAAAUACGGCCCUUAAACAAAAUGAGUACAGACCAAACACUGGUGCAAAUACUUGGUACGCCUAGAAUAUGACAACAUUUCUCUUACCUCCACCCACUAUUCAAAGGAAUGAACGAUUGAAUGAAUGUGUGAAUGAAUGUGUGGCUUAUAACUGCCCCCAUAUUUCUGUCCACUACACUUGAAUUUAGUUUGAUGGUAAACUCGGUCCAGGGCCUUCCCUCCAGCCACGUCGCUGACCCCCCAGCCGGAGAGGACAACCCCCGAGCACUGACUGCAGCAGAGAACAGCGAGGAUGAGGACGCUAUAUCUACGCUGUCGAAGAACAAUCCCAGAGGACAUGUUUUUAGCUUUCUUUUUGACACAGUCAUUCCAGCUGAGGUCACUUCUCAGGGAGCAAUGCAGUGGGGACCCCCGAGACCCCCUAUACCUCCAGGCAUCCACCCCACCCUCCCCCAAACACACAUGAGGUCGGACACUUGCGCUAAACCACACCCGUCAACCUUGCUGCUUAUGCUACAUGUUGCGCUGUCACCUGCUUACAUCUCUUCUGCUGCUGCUGCUGGCGAGCUUAUUAUCAGCGACAGAUGAGGAAGGAACAAACUGAUGUCUGCUUUUGGUCCCGUGAGAAGGCUCUUCAGCUGCUGGGGUGAUGGCUGCUGAUCGGCCCUCUCCUCCCCCCACCCCUUACCCUAUGUAUUUUCUUAUGCACUGAGGGAUUGGGUUCAGUGAGCAGGCUAAUGUGAAGGGGUGGUCCACGGUUGAGACAUCCAAGGCAAAGCUAUGCAGUUUAUAUUCCUUAGUAGCUGAGAAACUGUCUGUUUUCCAUGCUUGCCGUUUUGGUCCCCGGCACUAAAGCAAAAGAAGUAUUUUACAGAGGCUUUAAGAGUGCUAAAAACACUUGGCCACAUGACACUUUUUAUACAUUUUUGUUUUGUGAAUGAAUUGCAAAAUGUAUUACGUGAACAAUCAAUAUUAGGACACUGUCAAAACGUUUUUCCCCCUCGUUAAAACAAUAUUUCAUUGGAAGAUUAAGGAAUCUCCAUGUGGACUUAGCUCAGAGCUGGGGAGGUCUGGACUGGACAUGUGAUCAUUGUUGUGCUAAUGGACAAACCAAACGUACUGCACGUGAGGGCAUUUCUCACAGUCACAUACAGUGCACCUUGAGUUUCCAUGCCCUCCAUGAUGAUUAGUUUUAAACAGAGUUGUUGGUCAACCAUAUAGUCGUGUCUGGACCCACAUGCAUGUAGCGUGCUCGGGUUGAGCACUUAAUGCAAAGAAGGAACAAACUAGAGCUACACUGAACCUUGCCGAGUGACUCUGGCAUGCCUAGUGGUAUUUCUGCACAAACACAAGCGCUGUCCACCAAUUUUGCGACUGCUUACUGAGGUCACAGGAGACCAGGUGAAAGCCUGACCACAACCCCCACACCACCCAAAAUAUGAGACCUUGACUGAAUGGGAGGACUAUAUGAAGGGCAUUGGCUGUCUGGCAGUAGAUCGGGCUCAACAGGCAGAGCUGUGUGAGACUUCAGAGGUCACCAUCACACAAAGGUCACUCACGCAGCAGGUCCUCGUGUCCGUUUGGUGAGAUGGGGGCUGGGGCUUGACAAGAAGGCUCCCAUAGCCUUAACCCCAGCAACGGCUCCCCACCCAAGACGAUAAGUACUGACUUGUGAUGCAUGUGCCAUAGAAACAGGCUGGUCCUACACAAGGCAAAAAAGUGACAGGAUUUGUUUUUAUUUGAGUCUUUAAAAAAUGCAUUACACAUUUUUCAUUUUGUUAAAGUUUUUUUUUAAUCACUGUACUGUACAUUUUGAUGCUCUGUAUGUAUGUGUGUGUGUGUGGUGUGCGUGUGUAGGUGGCUUUUUUCCGGAAUGAUUCUUGAGUCUAUGACCACCGAUGACUGUUUCCAGUAUGUGUGCAUCUACUGCUCCAGAACCGUCCAGGCAGGGGCACCGUGCAGACAUCCAGUACUGUACUGUAAAUGGGUUACACAUGCAGACCUGACCAUAGUUACCCGUCAGCUGUAAUGUCCAGCAUAGUUUUUUAGUCCCCCUCCUGUUUUGUUCUGUUAACUUUCUCUUUCCUUGCAAUCAGCACGCCGCCUUCUGUACAUCCUUUUUUUUUUCCUUUUCAUCCAGAUUUUUUUUUUUUUCCAAAAGGUCUUGGUUUUUACUUUCAACAAUUGUUGGGUCGUAGGAUAAAGGUUUGUUUGCCUUAUGGGACAUGCUGGGCUUUUCUUAUGUGUGUGUGUGUUUGUUUAGUGCAGGAUGUUUUGGAUCUGCAGUAGUGGCUUAUGAUGUUGCGGUGGUGGAGUACCCCGUGGCUGGUAGCUUGACCAUUUCACUGGGCUCUUCGCAUCAGUGACUUUAAUAUUUCUUUGCUCCUGGAAUUUCUUGAGAACUUGGCGGGAAAGUCUCAACUGGUCAUAGCUCAGCCUGCCUCAGACUGCAGUUGUCUCACACACAGGAUGGCUGGAUGGACAUCGUGUCUUGUAUAACAAGACACACAAGGGGCCCACCUAAUGCCAAUGGUAAUUCCUUACCUUUUUGUGUAUUUGUUUUAAUGUGUGUUUUUUUUGUUGUCAUUGUUGUUGCUGGGUUUACUAUGAAGCGCCAUUGCUGCUGCUGUCAACACAUCUGAUCUGGUGGCACAGGGCCCAUGUCUCUCCAGGCUGUCAUGUACAAAGAUUCUUAAAUAAACAUUAGUUUCCUGUA
This is a messenger RNA of Alosa sapidissima (American shad), 5865 nucleotides long. RefSeq names its product aryl hydrocarbon receptor nuclear translocator-like 2 (gene bmal2). The record is from RefSeq and is a predicted model, not a curated record. The coding region runs from base 499 to 2301 and encodes 600 amino acids. Gene Ontology annotation, biological process: regulation of transcription by RNA polymerase II. The transcript is spliced from 18 exons. Gene Ontology annotation, molecular function: DNA-binding transcription factor activity, RNA polymerase II-specific; RNA polymerase II cis-regulatory region sequence-specific DNA binding; protein dimerization activity. Gene Ontology annotation, cellular component: transcription regulator complex; aryl hydrocarbon receptor complex; nucleus. Lineage: Eukaryota; Metazoa; Chordata; Actinopteri; Clupeiformes; Clupeidae.